This is a messenger RNA of Durusdinium trenchii, 1188 nucleotides long. The record is from the annotation of a GenBank genome assembly. NCBI's taxonomy places the organism in Eukaryota, Dinophyceae, Suessiales, Symbiodiniaceae.
AAGCGCUGGCUCAAGCCCUGGACCUUGAACGUGGGUCCGUGGCGGUCGCGGAAGGAGAGGCGCAGGCCAAGGUCCACGUGUUCAGCUUGCGGGCAUGAGUAGCCAUCCACCGCCGGAUCUGGCGCUGGAUGUGAGCCGUUUGAUGGAUUCCGUGCGGGAGGAGAUCAUGCAACUCAUGCAGGAGGGAGUUCAGAAGACCGCCUCCUACUGCGCCUCCAUCUGUGCCGAGCGGGUGGUGGCUGCACGCCGAGAGAUGCAGAGGCGCUGGGCUGAGGAGCGCCGUGAGCUGGAACGGGUCUAUGGCCUUGCUCCGGGGUCUGGGUUUGGCACCCCCUCCUCAGCGAGGCUGAACAGCGCGCCCCGGAUGGUGUCCAGGCCCAGCUCACGGCCAGGCUCUUGCCACUCUUGGAGCACUCCUUGCCAAGAGCUGCCUUCAAGCAGUCCACAAAAUGAAGGAGCUGUGGUGCAUGCAGCACAGUCUAGUUCCAAAGCGGAUGACCAUGAGCGCCACUUGGAUUCCUCCUUCAUUGACGCCUACGACGCAGUCCAAACGUUGGAGGAGCGGAACCAGCAAGCUGCGCGGGCGAUGCAGCUCCUGGAUGAGGCCUUGAGAGCCGCGGAGAACGCAGGUUGCGAGAAGCAUGCCUUUGGCGGCCCCCCAGUGCCAGGCUCGACUUGGCAUGCAGACAUUUUACGGCCGAGCCAGGACCUACGAAAGCCGGUGUCGCAACUCUCGCCGACGCCACACCGGGCACCGCAGGCGCCCUGGUCAAUGAAUGGUGCAGGGCAAAGGCACAAAGGCCUCUCCAACAGUCCCGUGGUCACACAAUUUCCUGGCCAAGAGCAGGCCUAUGGUGUCUUGUCGAAGAAGCCCUCGUGUAAAACUCCAGGAUCUGCUCCGAGCUCAGCGAUUGGAGAUGUGCCCAUGCGGGUGGCGGAGCCCAGUACUUUUGCCAAUGAGCAAGAUAGAGAGGUGCGCGGCCUGUGUGGCGCAUCAGAGCGAUUGCAGGAGGGCCUGACACACUAGUCCUGCUUCGACUCCGCGCAUGUUUCGAUGGGUGAUAGCCGGGCUCAGUUGAAAACAGCAGAGCCUUCGACUCCAUAGAUGUUGGGAGUUUCUCACUUUGUGCUGAGAAGAAUCCACGUGAAUGCUUUGAUGCUUUGGUUCCACCACAUCCUGCAAGCCCC